Messenger RNA from Drosophila simulans, 5487 nucleotides. RefSeq names its product patj homolog. NCBI's taxonomy places the organism in Eukaryota, Metazoa, Arthropoda, Insecta, Diptera, Drosophilidae. The transcript is spliced from 3 exons. The record is from RefSeq and is a predicted model, not a curated record. Gene Ontology annotation, molecular function: protein binding. Bases 628 to 3327 code for a protein of 899 amino acids.
AGCGGGCAAUUCAUUUGGCCAAGAAGCUUCGUGGCGUGCGGGCGUGUUGCUGAGCCGGAAAAUGCGCGCGUAAACCGUGAUAGAUGUGUGUGAAAAUUGUGGCCCGCAACGGGAAAAUUGGCAGAGCAAACCAGCAAGUGUGUAGCGUGCCAUGUGCCUGUGUUUGUGGAGUGCGUGAAUGAAGUGGCACGGUAUCGCAGCGGAAAUCGUUUGCUGGCCCAUCGACUGGCCAGCCAGUGCGGGUGCGCUGUGCUGUUGCGGUCGUGGAUGAUGCGGCUGGAGCUGGCGGUGCCAGGAGCACAGUUCCCGGGCCAUAAUUGUCGGUUGAAUGACUCUCGAUGCGAUAGCAAUAACAGCAAAAUCAGCUGCUCCGGCAACCAUAAUAUUCAUCACGCUCGUUCCAUUUGACGGCGAGGAGGAGCAACAACGAACAAUUGCCAACAGCACCACCGCUAAAUUUUGGACACAAUCAUAAAUGCGACAUGUUAGCAAGGGCAAAGCGAACGGAAAACACACAACAGGAACAACAGCAACAACAACAACAGCAGCAACUAUCGUCAGCAACAUUUAAUAAAACUACAAAAAGAAAAGGGCGACCGACGGCAGCACAAUUAGCUGGGGGAAAAGAUGGUUCUCAGCACCGAAUGGUCGCAGGUGGAGGUCAUCGAUCUGAUCAACGAUGGCAACGGCUUGGGCUUCAUCCUCGUGGGCGGUCGCAGUACCGGUGUGGUGAUCAAGGCCCUAACGCCCGGGGGCGUGGCCGAGCGGGACGGCCGACUGCAGCUGGGCGAUCAUCUGCUGCAGAUCGGCGAGGUCAAUCUGCGGGGCUUCAGCUCGGAGCAGGUGGCAACAGUUCUUCGUCAGACCGGAGCUCAGGUGCGUCUGAUAGUGGCGCGGCCGGUGGAGCCGACGGCCAUCGAUUACCAAACGCUGGCCUGUCAGGCGCCGAUUAUACCAACUAAGCUCCUCUCCGACCCGGAAGAACUGUCGCGUCAUCUCUUCCAGAAUCCGAGUUUUGCAACUGCUGCCGCAGCCGCCGCAGCCGCAGCAGCAGCGGCAGCAGCAGCGGGCUCCGGCAGCGACGGCGAUGUCGGCGGCGGCGGCGUCUUGGAUGUGGCCAGCUUGGUGGGUCUGGUGCGCGGCGGUCCCGCCGAGGGCACGGAACUGUCUGCCGUGGAACCGCAACCAAGUGCGGCGGUACUUCAGCUUCAACAACUGUCCGAGCUGGCCGGCGAUCUGGCUGACUUCCCACUGCCUCCGAUUCCGGGUGGUGGAGGCCACUCGACGCUCACGGACUCCAAUGCUGGCCAACGCCCCUGCCCGCGCCUGGAUCUGGAUAUAGUGCCCUUCUCGAUACUAUCGCCGCCGCCACGUCCCGCCCUGCAGAUGCUGCCCCUGGAGACCCAAUGGCGAUGCGUUCAGGAUCAGAACCAGCACAUUGAGACUGUGAUAGCCGACAGCAAACGCAAGCUGUUGGCCAACGAAGAUGGCGGAUCCGGUUCGGCGUCGGGUUCCGGUUCCCCCGAUUCCUACAUGGACUCCCCGGAAACGGAAACGUACGUGGUGGAGCUGCACAAGAAUGUCUACGGCCUGGGUAUCACGGUGGCCGGAUAUGUAUGCGAGGAGGAGGAUCUAUCGGGUAUAUUCGUGAAGAGCAUAAUUGAGGGAAGUGCCGCGGAGACAAGUGGUCAGAUCCAGAUCAACGAUCGCAUUGUAGCCGUGGAUGGCAGAUCCCUAUCCGGCGUUACCAACCAUCAGGCGGUGGAACUGCUCAGGAACACCGACAUAGUGGUUCAUCUGACUCUGGAACGCUUCCUCAGAGGCAGAAAGUAUGAGCACUUGCAAGUGGCCCUGACCGAAAUCAAAGGAACAUCAGCUCCCUCCGGCCUAGAUAGGAGUCAAGAUAAGGACCAGGACCAAGAGUCGCAGCUAUCGAUGCCUGGGUCCCCGUCGAUAGCCACGUUGAGUUGGCUGCCACCCAAGUCACUGGAUGCCGAUUCCAUAGCCACCGAAGGCGAUGAGGCCGUGGAGGCGGAGUAUGUGGGCAUUUCGGGAGCCGAGGAUGAGUUCAUUGAGCUCCCCUCCCGGGACACCGUUGAAUCGAACAUGUCGCACGUGCUGGACCGCAGUGAUCACAGUGGAGGCGUCACCAAGGAUCAGGCGCCCAGGAUCAGUCCGAUAGCGCCGCUAACGAAUGGGCGCAGCUUAAUCCUGGCCGAUGACAGUGGCAAUGACACCGAUGAGCAGUGUCCAGAGCCGGAAACGGAAACGGCACAGGCCCGCAAAGGGUCAAAGCCGGAGAUGGAGAGGGUCAAAGACCUUGGGGAUACGGAAACGGGUGCCGAUCCGGAUCCCGAUCUCGAUCCCGGCCAGAUGCCAACGCCCACGAACGAGGCACCUGUGAAAGCGGCCAGCCCGACGGCCGCCUCGCUGCGCGUUGCCUGGAAAAGUGAGUUUCCCGACAGUGAAAUUUUAGUUGCCGAAAUAAAUAAACUUUCAGGUCUAGGGAUCAGCCUUGAAGGCACUGUGGACGUGGAGUGCGGCAUUGAGAAGCGUCCGCAUCACUAUAUACGCUCGAUACUGGCCGACGGGCCGGUGGGGCGUCAGGGCAUCUUGCGGCCGGGAGAUGAGCUCCUCCAGGUGAACGAGCACAAGCUCCAGGGAUUGCGACACAUCGAGGUGGUUAAGAUCCUCAAGGAACUGCCCGCCAGGGUUAAGUUGGUCUGCGCCCGCGGCACUCACGUUCCGUCGGUCAUAAAUACCUCGCAAAAUCCGGAGGCCUUUGAGACUCGUAGCCUCUUGCCCGGUGGCCACCAGAGUCUCCAGAAUCUGCUGAGCAAGGCCCAGUCGGAGAGCUCGCUCUACACGUCCAGCACGGCAACUUUAACGGAUGCGGGAGCAGCGGCUGGAGGAUCGGGGGGCACUGCAGGUGGAGGAGCUCGCUCCAAGUCACUAGAAAACGUUUCCGGCUUGGCUCUGUGGAGCUGCGAAGUGACCGCCGUCGAUAUAGAGAAAACGGAGCAGGGCUUCGGCUUCUCCAUUCUGGACUACCAGGAUCCGCUGGACUCCGAGGGCAGUGUCAUCGUCAUUCGCGGCCUGAUACGCGGUGGUGCUGCGGAGGCAACCAACGAAAUUUAUCCGGGCGAUCGCCUUAUGAGCGUCGGCGAUCGCCUGCUCCAGGGCCUCGAGCUGGACGAGGCGGUGUCCAUUCUGAAGGCCAUGCCGCCUGGACUCACGCGACUGGGCAUCUGCCGACCCCUCUCCGCCUCGGAUAGCAAUAGCAACAGCAACAUAGCCUCGCCGCUGGGCGAUUCGGCCAGCACAUAGUGGCAGCCCCUUCCCGACGGCCAUCAGGAGUCGGAGGAAGGACUGCAAGCGGAAAUGGCAAGGCCACCGGAAACGGAAACGGAACAGGAACUGGAGCAGUUCACACUGUAUUUUAUGACCCUUAUAUCGGCCUUGUGAAUGAAUCCAUCGCACCACCAGCUGCCCCACAUUGGAAAUCUAAAGCAACCAAAUAGAUAAGUCUGCGGCAUGAAUCGGCGAGUCCUGGCGUCAUUAGAACAAUUUGUACAUAGUAUAUAACCAAAUCCGCACAUUGACCGAUUGGAUUAACUACACACGACCUAGGUUUGAAUUGAUGGCCCAACAAUCCCGAACACUGAAUACUAAAAGCGCAUAAAUAAAUAAAUUGAACGGCACGCAACGACUCUAAAAAUAUCACAAAUUGUUGUAUCAAUAAAUUAUUAAUAACAAAAGCUUACAACAUCAAAUAGAGUUGAACAUCAACGGGAAUAUGUACGUAAAAAAAACCCACGAAAUUCCAAGCGAACGAGGAGUGGCGAAUUCGGAAUUUAUUCAUACACACACAAAUAUUGCAAAACAUUUUUCCAGUUUAGUAUGCAUAUGUCGAGGAGGCCAUGAUGGCCAUAAUGAUAGCUCCCCGGUAGUUUCCACAUAUCCACCCGAAUACCAGAAGAACCACAUCCCCGCCCACCUUAGGAAACCGCUGUAAAUAUUCCAGAGAUUAUUUUUAUUGUCCUUUUCAACUUUGCGUAGCAUAAAUUUACAAUUUCUAGCUUGUAAAUCAUUUAUACAUACAAAUAAUAUACUUAAAUAGGUAGGGCUAGGUCGAAGGGGGCGGCUGUGUCGAUGGGCGUGGCAGCUCUGCGUAGUUAACUCACUCACAUCCUCAAGAAUUCGCGGUCAUUUCAUUCAAACUGUAUAGGAAAUGAGAGUUGCAGAGUUGCAGUUGUGCGUAUAAUCGAUUACAUAUACCUAUUAUAGAUACUGCAAAUUCUAUGCCUAUGAAUAUAAUAAUAUAUAUAUUUACAAUUGACGACCAAGCAAAAGUAAAACUUUAACUUUAGUAACAAGUCAACACAAUUGAACGAAAAACACACAAACAAACUGAACUAAAGUAGAUCGAAAAUAAAGACAUUGGUGAGGUGUUGAAAUCACCUCUUGCAGCAUAGAGAAUAUACACAUUAAAACAAAAGCUUAUUAGUGAUACUAAUUUUAAAUGGACAAACAAGAAAGCAAAUGAUUAAUUAAAGAAGAAAACAAACUAUGAUUGAUAAUUCUAGCGAACCUUAAAAUGUUUAAAUUGUUAAUAAAUUUCUGUUGAUCGAUUCUAUGUUAUCUGAAUUCGAUUUCAUGUGUAUAUAAAGUUAUUAAUCACAUCAACAAGAUGCUUGAGCUAUCUUUAAAAAAAAACUGAACGAUUAGAUUAGGAUAACAACACACAUGCAGUGUGUUUUAAAACUACAAUAUCUGUUAGUAAUAAUUCCAAUUGAUUUAUUAUUAAUUUGUGUUUUGUUUAGUCCUGUUAGCACAAGUGUUUGUAGUCAUAUUUCUGUUCAAAAUUCAUUGAACUUAAUAAAUAUAUUUUCGAUUGAUUUUUCCAAAUUUGUAUCCCUUACUAAUUUAAAUCGACUUGUAGUUAUGAAACGCACUGUCCACUCGUAUACCAAUUUACACAAAGACAUAGAGAGACAUUAAACUCAUGCACUUUCGCUUAUGAAUACUUCUAUGUUUUGCAGAUGAAAUGAGAAAAAGUUCCACGCAAGUCAAACAAAAUAUGCAGAUACAUUAUCUAUCUAUCUAUCACGCAACCACACUAACACACAGAAAAACGCCACACACACACACACGUAUGUAAGAACACGCACACCAAUGCAAAAAGAAUCAUAAUAUCUGAAACAAACUUACCAAUUAGCAUUACAAACUAAUGAAACAACUCUUUCGAGCGAAAACCAACUAAGAAAUCGACUAAAACUACACAUAAUGUAACAAUGAAACACAAUCGAAUCGAAUCGAAUUGAAUUGAAACACGAGACACGAAGGGCAACGCAGACUAAAGUUGAAAUCCAUAUGCAGUUUGGCAAAAACAUAGGCUACAUUAGACACAGAGUAUGUAAAUUGACGAACGUUCAAUAAACGAAUGCGAAAAUAUAACAAAAGUAUUAAUACACGUACAAAGAUCCA